Betta splendens (Siamese fighting fish) is the source of this 4729-nucleotide messenger RNA. RefSeq names its product zinc finger and BTB domain containing 22b (gene zbtb22b). Bases 234 to 2339 code for a protein of 701 amino acids. Gene Ontology annotation, molecular function: RNA polymerase II cis-regulatory region sequence-specific DNA binding; DNA-binding transcription factor activity, RNA polymerase II-specific; protein binding. The transcript is spliced from 5 exons. Gene Ontology annotation, biological process: regulation of transcription by RNA polymerase II. Lineage: Eukaryota; Metazoa; Chordata; Actinopteri; Anabantiformes; Osphronemidae. The record is from RefSeq and is a predicted model, not a curated record.
UUAAUUUAUUUUUAAAUAAAUAAUUAAAUGUAUUUUGUGUCGGCCAAAGUCUGGCUCGUCUGUCUGGAGCCGUUAAAGGCGACGCGUCGCUGUCUGCCGCUGCAGAGAUUAGAUGGAGAAACAUUGGACGAAGAUGGUUUUUAAAGUUCGGGAGCUGCACGAAGAGGCGGGUCGCGCUGCCGUCGGCUCGGUCGGGCUCUGCUCUCUGGGAGGCUGCGCUGUCAACUGAAACGAUGCAGUCUGUGCCUGUGGAGGUGGGCAUCAGCAGCAGCAGCAGCAGCAGCAGCAGCAGCUCAGCCUCUGCCGCCACAUCUGGCUCCGUGGUGCAGGUUUGCUUCCCCAGCGCUCAGACCUCGGUGCUGGACAGUCUGAACCGUCAGAGGGAGGACGGCCAGCUGUGUGACCUGUCCAUCCACGUCCAGGGCCACGUCUUCAAAGCCCACCGCUGCGUCCUGGCGGCGUCGUCUCCGUACUUCCACGACCAGGUCCUCCUGAAGAACAUGUCCAGCGUCUCCAUCCCCGCCGUCAUGGACCCGCUGGCGUUUGAGAGCGUGCUGAGCUGCGCCUACACCGGGCGGCUCCGGAUGCUGCGCGACGACAUCGUGAACUACCUCACCGUGGGCAGCGUGCUCCAGAUGUGGCACAUCGUGGACAAAUGCACCGAGCUGCUGAAGGAGGGCCGUGCUACUGGGGGAGGGGGGGGCAGCGGCGGGGGAGGGGGCGCGGGGCAGGACGGAGCCGGUGCCGGAGGACGCGGCUGCAGCAGCAGCCACACGGACGGCGCCGCCGGUGGAGGUCCGGCUCAGGUCGCGGGGUCCAAUGAGCCCCAGCGCGGCCCACCACCGCCCAGCCGCCUGUCGGUGGGUGAGAGCCAGUCCCCCAGCAGCACCAACUACUUCAGCCCCAGGGACGGGAGCAGCUUUGGGAGUGGAGCAGCCGCAGCUGGAGCUUCAGUGGACGGAGGAGUGGCCAGCAACACCCCCUACUGCACCCCGUCAGGAGGAGAGGAGGCCUUCCUCAUAGAGGAAGAGGAGGAGGAGGAGGAGCUGUUCCACCACCAGAGGAAGAGAGGACAAGGAGUCGGCAGCAGGAGGAGGAAGAAGAUGAGCUCCGCGUCGGAGCAGGAGGUCGGGGUCAGCGACAGCUUCGGCGUCUCCUCGUAUCAGGACGGAGACGAGGCGGCGCCGCCUCCCAAGCGUCCCACCUACAGCCAGCCCAGCAUCAUGCCCCGCAAGCAGUGGGUGGUGGUGAAGGCUGAGCGCACGGAGGACGACCUCAUCGUGGUGUCGGGGGAGGAGGAGGAGGAGGACGAGGACGACCGGGAGCUGGAGCUGGCGCUGGUCCGAGAGCGGGAGCGGAACCACUUCAACAUCUCCAACGUCAGGAGCCUUUCUGCCGAGUUGGGAACCAGAGCCGAGGCCGACGUGGACUCACAGGUCGACUACUGCCAGUCUUCAGAAGACUACCUCAAGUUUGAAGGCGGUUUAAUGGAGCAGACGCUGGCUCAGCACCUUCACGACAGCGCUGCGGGUCAGAACCAGAGCGCCAACCGGGCGGUGUCAGCGCUGCUGGGUCAGGUCCAGUCCGCAGCCACGGCCCGGGCCCAGCUCUUCCCUCUGGACAUGCAGGGGAACCAGAUCCUCCUCUACAGCCAGUCCCUGGACGCCGCCCCCCCCCUGGGGGUGGCAGCUGGAGUGAUGGGAGGGGGUCCGUUCAAAGGGCCCAGCCUGGAGCACGGCGCCGUCCACCUGUCGGCGCCGGGCGGCCCGGGAGUGGACGGCGUGGACCCCGGAGGCUCCAACGGCGGCGCCGGAGGUACAGGCAAAGUGUUCAUGUGUCACUGUGGGAAGACCUUCACCCACAAGAGCAUGCGGGACCGGCACAUCAACAUGCACCUGGACCUGAGGCCGUUCCACUGCCCCGUCUGCGCCAAGAAGUUCAAGAUGAAGCACCACCUGACGGAGCACAUGAAGACGCACACGGGCCUCAAGCCCUACGACUGCCUGGGCUGCGGCAAGAAGUUCAUGUGGCGCGACAGCUUCAUGCGGCACCGCUCGCACUGCGAGAGGCGCGGGGGGGAGGGGGGGAGGAGGGGAGGCGAGGACGGGCCAGAGGGGAGGUCCUCCCCCCACCUCCUCCUGUCUGCGGGUGAGGGAGGGAGGGCAGCGGGACCCGGCUCUGCAGCAGGAAGCAGCAGCAGCGUGGGCGGCGCCGGGUCGCUGCUCGGGGCCGUCCAGAGUCCGGCUCAGGGUUCUGGGAUGUUCGGGGGUCUGGGUUUGGGCCGGAGCGUCAGCGACGAGGACGUGUGUGAAGUUGGCGCCAACAGCAACGUGACCUAAACCCUGACGUGUGUCACGGUGAGUGGGUCAACGGUGGAGUUCUGGUUCCUGGUCGGGAACCAGAUCGCGGCUCCACAGACGUUACGAAACCUGCCUCAGAUAAAUGGACCUUUAGUCUCAGUCAGUUUGAUCUAGUUCUCGUUAAAGUUGAGUUCUGUUUGUGAGGAGAGAAACUAAAACCUGAACAAACUCUUCCCGUCUGUGCCAACGUUUUGAUCACUAGUGUAGAAAACUGGCUGAGUUGAUGCAGUGUUGAUUCACUUCAUUUACAUGAACCACGCGUCUGCAAAGACAAACUGAACAUGGAGGAUUUUAACUGAUGCGUCUCUUCCUCCACCAUCAGCUGAGCCACGUUCAGAUGUUCACCUACAAACCAUCACAUCAGUCAUUUAGUGUUUCCUCAACGCGUACAACAUCAACACAGUCGACACUAAAUCUGCCAAUUCCUCCUUAAUUCGAUCCAAACACAACACAAACAACUUGAAUCUCUGCUGUGAUUUUCCCUGAAUCACUUUGUUGUUCUGAUGCUUUAGGUCGUUUCUCAUACGUGGUGUAAAUGUCUAGAAAUGCAGAAUAUGUUGAACUAAAUGAAGUAAGGACGGUGUCGAUGCUCUACAGCAUAUAGUUCACAGACCUCCACUGAAUGAAUAGAAAAUUAUUCUAGCUCUACUUUAUUAAUAAAGAACAGUUUUAAGUGUAGCUACAGGAGCCACGUGACCUUUGACCUCCUGAACAUGUGUCACGUCUUCAGAGGUUUUUGUUUCCCUGGAGCAGAUGGAGUGAGUUCUACCUUCUGUGAAGGUUUUAUGUUCAGGUUCACGGCUCUGCGUUCAGUGACCUGUAGAGCUCCAGUGUUUUCUGUCUGUGGUUCCACUUCUCCUCCCGUUUCUUUACUGGUUUUACUGGUAAAGAGCAUCAGGGAAACACUGGAGAGAGACUGAACAGGAAUCAGCUUCACUGGUGGUAAAGUUGUGUUUAUACUCGUCAGAGACAGAAUCAAAGCUCCAAUCAUUUCUAUUUUUAUGUCUAACAUUGAAAUAACGUUUAUUUACUUCCAUCAGGUUUAACCUUCAUCAUGGAAACAUGACGCACAAAGAGUAAACCUGGAUUUAAGCAGAAGUUUAAACAUGUUGGUUAAGUUCAUAACACAAACGUAAAAAGAAAUGCUUUCUUUUCAUACGAAUAUUAAAAUAUAAAAAUAAGACAUUUGUUUUGUUUGAAGAGUCAUAAGAUUUAAUUUUCUAUCUUUGUAGAUUUAACGUUGUGCAACUACACAACAUUUCUGACUUAAAUAAGAUUUACCUACAAAACCUCAAGAUUUCAUUCAAGUGUCAGUGUUAAAUAUCAAACAAUCUGCACGGUUCCUGUGGAUCCUGUAAAACCGUGUUCAAAGCAGGAAGUAUAUUUCAUGUGAUUGUCCUUUAUAGAUAUUAAACUCUGAGCUGCAAACCUCUAAACAUUGAAUUAAUGAUCAGCAGCAACCACUUCCACUCUGACCUCCAGCUGCUUCCUGUACGUUAUUCACUUUAAAGGCUCAAAGCUGCUGCUGAAAACCAGACGACGGUCCUUCAUUAUUUUUGUAUAUUCCAUAAACUGUUACAUCAAGUCCUACGUGUUCUAAUUGACCAGUUGAUUGUUGAAGUUAUCGUCAGACAUUUUUAUGUAACGUGGUACUAACGUGUUAAACUACAUCAGUAUUUACCUCUGCUCUGUAUCACAGGACAUUAUUAAAUUAUUUGGUGCAAACCUGAUGUUUGUCUUUCGUAGAUGCUCCAGUGUUUAACUUUACUUCACUUUAAACAGAGCCGUUAGCUGGUCCAGUGGUGCUGGUUCUGGUUCUGGCAUCACACACACAAGUGUUUCAGCUCAUGACUUUCUGAAGUCAUGAAGUUCUGGGCUGUUAAUGUGCUGAAAUGUUGUUAGUUGCAGCCUAAAUACAUGGUGGAGUCACAGGUUUUGGCUCAGACGCUGAGUUACUGUUGUUUAGUUUCACCUCUUUUUUUACAACAGGGAAGAUCCCAUUUAAAAGCAUUGAUAUUAAUAAUGGGUCAUCGUGCUAUUUAAGAAUCCUCCCUAACAACAAACUGCUUUGUGUGUUUUACAUCAAGAACUGAGUGAAAUCUUUACCGAAAGACAAACCUUUUGUUUAUAACAAAAUUAAUCAUUUAUUAUUAAAAAGGAAGCAAAUCACAGUGAAUGACUGAGAAACACGGCCCCACAGAUCAUAACGACAGGAACCACGUUUCAGGAAACAGAAAUGGAACUUAGGUGAAACACAGAUUUAACCGAAGGCAGACGCUAAAAGCUGAUUUCAAACCUUCAUCUACCAGAACCAGCUUUAACCAAGGGAGCAAAACAUGGAGAAAAUAAAUGGAUGCUGGAGCUUCUGG